AUGGCCCACGGUGACCUGGAUGAGGAGAGUCUCAAUGACCUCUACAGCUGGGUGGAUGCCAUCCCUCUCUCCCGCCCCAAGAGGAACAUCACCCGCGACUUCAGCGAUGGAGUUCUGGUGGCCGAGGUGGUGAAGUUUUAUUUUCCCAAAAUGGUGGAAAUGCACAAUUAUGCUCCAGCUAAUUCCACCCAACAGAAGCUCUCCAACUGGGGACACCUGAACAGGAAAGUGUUGAGCAAAUUGAAUUUUUCCAUCCCCGAAGACAUCGUCCGGAAGAUUGCGCAGUGCACCCCUGGAGUGGUGGAGUUGGUGCUGAUGCCGUUGAGACAGAAGAUUGAGGAGAAGCAGAAGCAAGCCAAGAUGUCAAGCACCUCUUACCAGGACCGGCCGCCAACUCCUCUGGGCUGCUGCAGCCUUUGUUCCUUCCCGACUCCAAUGCCCCAG
This is a messenger RNA of Notechis scutatus (mainland tiger snake), 444 nucleotides long. NCBI's taxonomy places the organism in Eukaryota, Metazoa, Chordata, Lepidosauria, Squamata, Elapidae. The record is from RefSeq and is a predicted model, not a curated record.